Messenger RNA from Penicillium waksmanii, 2685 nucleotides. RefSeq lists its product as uncharacterized. Lineage: Eukaryota; Fungi; Ascomycota; Eurotiomycetes; Eurotiales; Aspergillaceae. The transcript is spliced from 3 exons. The record is from RefSeq and is a predicted model, not a curated record. Bases 1 to 2685 code for a protein of 894 amino acids.
AUGAGACUACGAGGCAUUCUCAUUGCCGUCAUUUUGAGCUUCGGGGUUGAUGCUCAAGAUGACACACUUGGUCUCAGUAGUGGAUAUACGUCCUUGUCAACAGCAAAUUUUGACGUCAAACUAGUAAAGGACUCUCAGAUUCUCGCUUCUCUUAAACCAACUGGAAAUGACUUUGACUUCAUGCCAUUUGACUUCAUUUCAUACAGAGCGGGAAAUGGACAAUACCAUAAUGGUGAUAUAACCUAUCGUUAUCGCAAAUCUGGAACUACUCCUUGGCUUUCAGGUGAUUCGUCAAGCGCAAGGGAAAAGGUGAAAGCAAUAGAUUCUACAGCACUUGCUGCCGCAGACCUUGCGUCGACAUUGCCGAGUCAGUCGCCUCUUCAAGUUAUUCGAAAAUGGUCAGAUGUCGACGGCGAUCUAGGUCUAUCGUUUACCUUGACAAACCAAGGAAAUGCAAGCCUUGAGAUUGGAGGUCUCGGAUUUCCAACGGAAUUCAAUAGCAUUUUUUCCAAUCGCACGGCGGUUGAUAUGUCGGCUAAAUGCUCUUUGGCUGAUCCGUAUAUAGGCUUGGAUGCUGGUUAUAUCCAAGUCAUGCCUACAGCUGGAACCGGUGCUGCCUUGAUCGUCACCCCACUUUCUAACACGAGCACCCCUUUCGAAGCGUGGAGAAAUUUGGAUGAGGCCAGCACGGAUCCUUUGUACUAUGGGAGUCAAACCUACGAGGGUUUUUACGAAUGGCAGUCCCAUACCAAGGCCUAUGCGGAGAACGAAUGGGCGGAAGUCACGCCUUGGAAUGAGCCAAGUUCUCGGGUCCUUAAGACCGGUGAAUCAAUCACGUACGGGCUUCGAUUUUCUGUUGUCAAGAAUGGUAUUCGCGGUAUACAAAAGGCGGUUCAGUCAACCAACACGCCUCUGGCGAUCGGAAUCCCGGGCUAUAUCGUCCCCGCCGAUCUCACUGCUCAACUAUUUGUGUUUCGCUCUGACAUUUCAAAGAUUGAAUCGAGCGAUGACGCGUUCAAGAUCACGAAGUCUCAAACGAACUCGUUCGCUCUCACGCCAACGGGGUCUGUUUGGGGUCGAGCCAAAGUGACCAUCACGUACAAAGAUGGUAAAGUCCAGACUGUGCAUUACUUCAUCACCGAGUCAGCCCCGGCAGUCAUCAGCAGACUCGGCAAGUUCUCAACUACAUCCAUGUGGUAUAACGACCCGACGGACCCCUUCGGGCGAUCUCCGUCUGUGAUAACAUGGGAUCACUCCACAGGUGCACAAGUUCUUCAGGAGCCUCGAGUUUGGAUAUCGGGACUAAGUGAUGAGGGUGGUGUGAUUUACCUAGCGACCGCAAUGAAACAGUUUGGUCUCGCCGAUGCGUCGGAAGUAGCCAAACUGGAGCAAUUCGCCAACAAAGUGCUGUCCAAGAAGAUCCAAAAUUCAGACUUCACGGUUCGCAAAAGUAUCUUUUUCUACGAGCCCAAACAACUUCCUGGCUACCAGUAUGACCAGUCGAUCAACUGGGGCAACUGGUGGUCUUGGAACAAGGAUGCGUCGUAUGCUACAGAUCGGGCAUACGAUUAUAUUCAUGUCAUUGGAGCAUAUUGGGCACUGUAUCGUGCGGGGAGAGAUAACGAUUCCAUUUUGAAAGUUCACAAUUGGCAGUGGUAUCUUGGACAAGCUUAUAACACCACUAUUGCCUGCUUUGAAACAGACUCAAACGGAGAUGGGGUGAUAGGUUACUCACGCCUAGGACUGAUGGGCGAGACCGUUGUUGGAGAGCUUCUUGCCGAUCUUCAGCGCGAAAAAUGGUCGGACGAAGCAGACGCCGUAGAAGCCGCGAUGAAGCUUCGGGCUGAUGCAUGGGACUCUCAGGCAGAACCCUUUGGGAGUGAAAUGGCAUGGGAUUCGACAGGCCAGGAAGGAAUAUACUAUUGGAGCAACUAUUUCAAGUUGACGAAUACCGCUACAAAAACCAUCAAUAGCAUCCUGGGAUUCAUGCCGACAGUGUCACAUUGGGGAUGGAAUGGGAAUGCCCGGCGUUAUUGGGACUUCAUUUAUGGUGGUAAAUUGCAACGCAUCGAGCGAAUGAUUCACCACUAUGGAUCAGGGCUCAAUGCACUUCCUCUUCUCUCUCAAUUCCGCCAAGAUCCCAAGGACACUUAUCUCCUUCGAGUCGGCUAUGGAGGUAUUACCGGCCCGCUCAGUAACAUCCGCGAGGAUGGCUCCAUGUAUAAUGGCUUUCACUCAUUCCCAGAUACCCUUCGCGGCGAUGAUUAUUCUGGGGACUAUGGGCCCAAUUUCUUGGGCGUCAUGCUUGGGUCGGCAUCCUAUGUCGUUGAUGACCCCGAUAUCGGACUGAUAACAUAUGGAGGAAACAUGGCUGUCAGUGGUAGUACUAUCACUGUGCACCCACGAGACGCUGUGCGACGACGAGUGUAUAUCGCUUCAAUGGGUAUUUAUGUCGUCAUCAGUGCUGGCCAGAUCGACAGGUACUCCUUCGACAAGUCUGACGCAACCUCUCUGCGACUGCAUAUCGUGUCCGGCCCUGCCAAAGCAAUCGAUGCGAUUAUCUGGGUGGAAACCCCCGGGACAAGUGACGAUUAUGCAGUGAUGGGAGAAAACAAGAAGAUCCGAGAAGGAUGGCAAGUAAAGCUUGGUUAUGGGGGUGUGGAUGUCACUGUCUCCAAGCAAUGA